Magnolia sinica is the source of this 1465-nucleotide messenger RNA. RefSeq lists its product as uncharacterized. Gene Ontology annotation, molecular function: phosphoric diester hydrolase activity. Lineage: Eukaryota; Viridiplantae; Streptophyta; Magnoliopsida; Magnoliales; Magnoliaceae. The coding region runs from base 172 to 1293 and encodes 373 amino acids. The record is from RefSeq and is a predicted model, not a curated record. The transcript has a single exon. Gene Ontology annotation, biological process: lipid metabolic process.
AACAACAACAACACUAGAAAAAAGAGGGAGAAACCGAAGCUUAGAUUCCCUUGGACUGCAGAUCCUCCCUAAAACAAAAAGAAUAAAACAAUAAAAGAAAAAACAAGGAAACCUCCAUCAUCCUAUUUCACCUACAAAGUUGAAAAUCCAUAAAAAUAUACGUACGUUACAAUGCCAUGUAUUAAAACCCAACGUCCCUCUUCCACAAACCGCACUCUAGGCAGAAAAAGGAAACCAAAGAGAGAGAGAGAGAGAGAGAGAGAGAGAGAGAGAGAGAGAGAGAGAGAGAGAGAGAGAAGGUGCAAAACAAGAAGAACAUUUCCUCAAUUUCAAGCCAUGGGUGGUCAUGUCUCUAAGCAAAUUGAGCGUCGAAAAGCGGUCGCCAUUGAGAAGAAGACUCUCUUCGACCUCCAGCAAAACUCAGGCAACGAGUACCCGGGAUCCGAUUACUACCCACCCGAUCGCAAGAACUGGAUGUCCCAUCUAGAUCCCCAGAAAACCCAGCUAUACAAGAUCGUUUGGCCCGGUACCCAUGAUUCCGCCACGAACAAGAUUGGCAUCCGGUAUGUCUCGCGCCCAUUCGCCCAGUGCCAAUGGUGCUCCAUCUACCACCAACUUGUGAAAGGCACCCGAGUGAUAGAUAUCCGAAUCCAGGAAGACCGGCGGGUCUGCCACGGCAUACUCAAAACAUACAACAUCGAUGUCGUGAUCAACGAUCUCAAGAAGUUCCUUGGUGAGACCCAGUCGGAGAUCGUAAUUCUAGAGAUCCGCACCGAGUUCGGCCACGAGGACCCACCUGAGUUUGAUAAGUACUUGGUGGAACAACUCGGUGAGUUCUUGAUCCACCAGGAUGACCAGGUCUUCCAAAAGACGGUCGCUGAGUUGCUUCCAAAGCGGGUCAUAUGCGUGUGGAAGCCAAGGAAGUCAGCUGCGCCUAAGGCCGGUGAUGCUCUGUGGAGUGCAGGGUACUUGAAAGAUAAUUGGAUCGAUACAGACUUGCCGUCGACGAAAUUCGAGAGUAAUAUGAAGCAUUUGAGCCAACAGACGCCGGUUUCGACGAGGAAGUUCUUUUAUAGGGUGGAGAAUACGGUGACACCACAGGCCGAUAAUCCAGUCGUUUGUGUGAAGCCUGUCACUGAGAGGAUCCAUGGAUAUGCCCGGCUUUUCAUAGCGCAAGCGUUUGCACGCGGGUGCGCAGAUCGGUUGCAGAUCUUCUCGACGGAUUUCAUCGAAGAGGAUUUCGUUGAUGCGUGUGUUGGGCUCACGCAUGCUAGAUUGGAAGGGAAGGCUUGAGGUUUACUUUUGAAAUGGUAAGGAUUGGAUUUUGAUUCAUGGGUUGUGUCCAGUCUGUUGUGUUAUGUUGCUUGUGUUGCUCCUGCUCUUUCUCAUUUUUUAUUUUAUUUUUUAUUUUUGUAAAUAAGGGAAUUUAGUUGGUAUUAUUAUAAAUGGUGUGAAUUUGGUUUUU